UCUGUGUGUCAAUAAUUCCUAUCUCUUGUCCGGACAUAGACACAAAAGAUGGAAGCUGUAAGAAGCAGAAGAGGCAGAGAGAACAACAAAAGUCCAGAGAGGUUAAUAAGGUCUUUGAAUCAUCAGCAAGAAGAUGAAGAAAAGGCCAAGACAAAGAGACCAAUCUUCAGAAGAGUCCAAGUCGUUUAUUAUCUCACAAGAAAUGGCCAUCUCGAACACCCUCACUUCAUCGAAGUCAUUUCUCCGGUUAACCAGCCUCUCCGGUUAAGAGAUGUGAUGAACCGGCUUACGGUUUUGAGAGGGAAUGGCAUGCCAUCACUGUACGCUUGGUCAUGCAAAAGGAGCUAUAGAAAUGGGUUCGUGUGGAACGACUUAGCCGAGAACGAUGUGAUUUACCCGUCGGACUGUGCUGAGUAUGUGUUGAAAGGAUCUGAAAUCGCCGAGAAAUUUGAAGAGGUACAAGUGAACAGACCAUUGUCGAGUCCAGUUCAAGAAGCUCCAAAAGUUCGACUUCUCAGGUCAAAACUGAAACCUCAAAACAGAACGACGUCGUUUGAUGACUCUGAGCUCUACGUCGGAGAAGAGGAAGAAGAAGAAGAAGACGGAGAGUACGAACUCGACGAAGAGAAAACGAGUUAUACAUCUUCCACGACGCCGCAGUCUCACUGUUCUCGAGGCGUUUCGACGGAAACGAUAGAAUCCACCGAGAAAAAACCGAACUUGAUAAAGACAGAACAGGGUUUGCCGGUCCGUUCUGACCUGACCGAGUUGACUCGUUCUUACCCAGUGGAACCCCGUGGAGUCGUCGUUUCGGAGCGGGUCGAAGACGGAGAUCCGGUGGAUCCUGGAUCGGUUCGUGGGUCGAUAUGGCUCCAGAUGAUCUCUUGCGGGCACAUCGCCAAGCAAUACGCUCCGAGUCUGAUGCAUUCGAGACAAAAGGAAGAGAAUCUUCGUAAAGGGGUUUUGUGCAAGAACAUUGUGAAGAAGUCUGUCGUUGAAGACGAACGCGAGAUGAUAAAGUUCAUGUCGGAGAAUCCAAGGUUCGGGAAUCCUCAGGCGGAGGAGAAAGAGUAUUUCAGCGGGAGCAUCGUUGAAUCGGUGAGUCAAGAACGAGUCACGGACGAGCCAGCUCUAAGACGAUCCAACUCAUUCAACGAGGAAAGAUCAAAGAUUGUCCAUAAGGCUAAGGAUGCGAAGAAGAAAGAAGAGAAAGAAGAAAGAUCGAUCGUGAAGGUGAAAUGUGUACCGAGAAGGAAGAGCUCAUCGUGUCUAAUGUGAUCAUCGAAGCAAAUCAAGGAACAAAAAACAAAUCAACAUUAAACUGACGAAUGAUUUGAUUAUUAAGUAUAUUAGUAUUUAAUGCUACAGGUGGUAGAUGCUGUAUAUGGCAAUGAAUUCUAAUGAGUAAUGACUAGAUGUGGCUGUUUUUAU
This is a messenger RNA of Eutrema salsugineum, 1431 nucleotides long. Its product is annotated as protein UPSTREAM OF FLC. The record is from RefSeq and is a predicted model, not a curated record. The transcript is spliced from 5 exons. NCBI's taxonomy places the organism in Eukaryota, Viridiplantae, Streptophyta, Magnoliopsida, Brassicales, Brassicaceae. Bases 49 to 1278 code for a protein of 409 amino acids.